AUGCCAUCCAAUCACCUCUUCCAAUAUUCCGUUGUCUCAGCCCUCAUGGAUGGAGUCGCCGAGACAGGAAUCCCCCUUUCGGAACUCCUCACACAUGGCGAACACGGCCUUGGCACCUUUCGACACAUGGUUGGCGAAAUGAUCAUUCUCGAUGGGGUUAUUUACGAUAUGAAGCCUGAUGGGUCUGUUAUAGCGCUGGAUAAAGAUGCGUGCGCUGAGCAGACGGCGCCUUUUGCGAUGAUCACGGAUUUUAAACCAACUGUUACUGCUUCGAAACAAAUACCGAGCAAGGACUCGUUUACGGAGACUCUGUCGAAGCUUCUUCCUGCGACAAAUAAUCACUAUCUGGUCUACAGAAUUGGGGGGACAUUCAAGUCAGUCACUGUACGGACGGUUGGGGGACAGCUAUCACCAGGUGAAAGUCUUGCCGAGCUUGGAAAGCGACAGGCUUCGCAUACGUUCCACGACAUCAAGGGUACGAUCAUUGGGUUCAGAUCGCCUGCUUUCAUGCAAGGUAUCAGCGUCGCAGGCGACCACCUUCACUUCCUGGCAGCGACCAGAGACUCUGGUGGCCAUGUGCUAGCAUUGGAAGGCGAUGGUGACUUGGAAGUCAGCGCAGCUCGGAUUGCAGCAGUCAAUCUGCAAUUGCCAACGGAUGAUGACGCUUAUAACCAAGCGAAGUUGGUUCGAGAUGAUGAAGGAAUAGCUGCAGUUGAGGGCUAA
Fusarium tjaetaba is the source of this 723-nucleotide messenger RNA. RefSeq names its product alpha-acetolactate decarboxylase. Gene Ontology annotation, biological process: acetoin biosynthetic process. The transcript has a single exon. Gene Ontology annotation, molecular function: acetolactate decarboxylase activity. Lineage: Eukaryota; Fungi; Ascomycota; Sordariomycetes; Hypocreales; Nectriaceae. The record is from RefSeq and is a predicted model, not a curated record. The coding region runs from base 1 to 723 and encodes 240 amino acids.